AAUAUCUUUUUUACAUUUAAACCUUGAAAAGGACUUAGUUGCAAACUAAAGAUGGUGCUAAUAAAAAUUUGCUUUAUUAUAUUUUUCUUAAAAUCAGAAGUUAUAGCUAAACAUAAGAAUAGAGCUAGUUCGGCUGACCCCCUAGUUACACUGGAAGAUGGAAAAAUAUUGGGAAAAAAUGAAAGAACACUUUCAAAUAAAACCUACCAUUCAUUUGAGGGUAUUCCUUUUGCUAAACCGCCAUUGGGAUUACUAAGAUUUGAGCCACCUCAACCAAAUGAAAAAUGGAAUGGAACCCUUUUGGCAAAAACAAAUAAAAGUAGCUGUAUACAAUAUAAUGACGAUGGAUCUGAGGAUUGUUUAUAUCUAAACAUUUAUACUCCCAAUCUAACUCAAAAUUUGCCUGUUAUGGUUUGGAUAUAUGGUGGAGCUUUUGUUAGUGGUGAUGGUUCAAAAGAACUUUAUAAUCCUGAGUAUUUAUUAGAAGAAGAUGUUGUUGUUGUUAAUAUAAAUUAUCGUCUGGGAAUUUUUGGGUUUUUAAGCACCGGUGAUAUGGCUGCACCAGGUAAUACCGGUUUGAAGGAUCAAAUAUUGGCCUUGAAAUGGGUGCAAAAAAAUAUUGCACAUUUUGGUGGAAAUCCCAAAAGUGUUACAAUUUUUGGAGAAAGUGCCGGAGCUGCUUCAGUAUCAUAUUUGGUACAAAGUGAUUUAACCAAGGGGUUAUAUCAUCGAGCUAUUAUACAAAGUGGAACAACUUUAUGUCUUUGGAGUUUAACUAGAUAUGCAAGAAAACUAGCAUUUGAUGUUGGAAAAAAUCUCAAUAUAUAUACUUCUAAUUCAUCAAACUUGGUGAAUGAAUUAAAAAGAGUUAAAGCAUCUGAUCUUCAUUUUAAAACAAAGUUUAUUUAUAAUUUGAAUGUUGGCAAAAUAAACAUACGAAAUGGAUUACCUAUUGGACCGGUAAUGGAACCUAAUCAAGAAGGGGCUGUUUUUUCUGGAAAAAGUUAUGAGAUGCUCUCCAAGGGUAUUUUUAAUCGUGUCCCCUUAAUGAUUGGACAUACUUCGCAAGAAGCUCUUGCAGCUGGAAAUCUUCCAAUACUUGUUAAAUUGUUGCUUGGGCAUUUUACUUUAAAUAGAGAAAACUUUACACUCAUUGAUAUGAAUAUAAAAAACCGAAUUAAAUCUUUAUUUGUUGGAGAAACAAUUAAAUAUUAUUAUUUUGGAUUUAAUUCAGUAGUGCAGAAUUCUCAUAGUCUUACUCAGUUCAUUAGUGAUGACCAAUUUAACCGACCUAUAUCGAAAUCUGUGAGACUCCAGUCUCAGUAUGUUCCAGUUUAUUACUACGUAUUUUCUUAUGAGGGAAAAUUGGGACAAAUUUAUGAUGGAAACCUGCCAGGUGUUGGUCAUGCUGAAGAACUACAAUAUAUUUUUAAGACAAAAAAUGUGAAUAUUUCACAAUCGGAUAUGUUGACAAUAAAACGAACUGUCAAACUAUGGACAAACUUUGCUAAAUAUGGGAAUCCCACACCAAGUAAAGAUGUUUUAUUUGAUAAUGAAAUUUGGAUUCCAAAUUUUAAAAAUAGCUCUAAAAAUCUUAGUUAUUAUAAUAUUAACAAAAAUUUAUCCAAUGGUAUUAAUCCCAAUGGAGCAAACCUACAAUUUUUUCAAAAUCUUUAUGAACAAUUUGGAAAUCCUCCUUAUGAUACUUAUUAAUUUUUAGAAUAUUAAAGUAAUUUUGAACUCAAUUUAAAACAUGCAACUGAAAACAUCCAAACAGAUUUGACAUUUUAAUGAACUGCUAUUGUUUGAUCCUUUUGUAUAAGAAUAUUAAUGUUUAAGUUGUUGUUUAUCUUUCAUAAAUUUUAUAAAAAUAUUGUGUAUUGUGUGUAAGGUUUUUAAUUAUAAUAAAUAAUAAUAAAA
This is a messenger RNA of Brassicogethes aeneus, 1920 nucleotides long. The record is from the annotation of a GenBank genome assembly. NCBI's taxonomy places the organism in Eukaryota, Metazoa, Arthropoda, Insecta, Coleoptera, Nitidulidae.